Messenger RNA from Emericellopsis cladophorae, 798 nucleotides. RefSeq names its product Glutathione S-transferase-like protein. The transcript has a single exon. The record is from RefSeq and is a predicted model, not a curated record. NCBI's taxonomy places the organism in Eukaryota, Fungi, Ascomycota, Sordariomycetes, Hypocreales, Bionectriaceae. Gene Ontology annotation, molecular function: glutathione transferase activity. The coding region runs from base 1 to 798 and encodes 265 amino acids. Gene Ontology annotation, biological process: glutathione metabolic process.
AUGGCGCCCGAACCAGACAGCAAGCGCAGCAAGACCGGCGACAGCCCCGCCUAUGAGCUCGUCUACUGGCCAGGCCUCCCCGGCCGCGGCGAGUUCGUCCGCCUGCUCUUUGAGGAGGCCCAGGUGGCCUACACGGACACCGCGCAGGACCGGUCCCCCGACAAGACGGUCGAGCUGGUCAUGAGCCACAUGACAGGCGACGCCGACGCCGCGGGGAAGACGAACCCUCCCAUGUUUGCCCCGCCGGCCCUGGUGCACGGCGACAAGGUCGUCAGCCAGACACCCAACAUCAUGCAGUACCUCGCCCCGCGGCUGGGCCUGCUGCCCAAGGACGACGAGGACGCGGCCUGGAAGCUGAACCAGGUCGUCCUGACGCUCCUGGACGGAUUCGUCGCCGAGCUGCACGACACGCACCACCCGAUCGCCGUCGGCCUGGCGUACGAGGAGCAGAAGCCCGAGGCGAAGAAGAGGGCGGCCAACUUUGUCGACGAGCGGCUGCCCAAGUUCCUCGGCUGGGCGCAGCGGGUGCUCGACUCGUCGUCGUCCGGGGCAGGGCCCUGGCUGCAGUGCGGGCAGUUUACGUACGCCGACCUGGUGCUGUUCCAGUGCGUGCACGGCACGUCGUUUGCCUUUCCGAAGCGCAUGGCGGAGCUGAGGAGGUCGGGCAAGUAUGACAAGGUGUUUGCGCUCUACGAGGCGGUGGGGCAGAGGCCCAAUGUCAAGGCGUACAUGGAGAGCGACAGGCGCCAGGAGUAUGGCAAUGGCAUCUGGAGGUACUACGCCGAGUUUGAGGAGUAG